CAUGCUCAGACCCCCUCUCACCCUCCGACACAGCAUUCCAGUGUGAGCAGAUGAAAGCCAGCCUCUCUCUGUCUCCUGGUGGGUGGAGUGAUUUUCAGUGGUCACGGCGAGAAUCGGGAGUCUUAAUCAUUGAUUCUCGCAGAGAGUGAGGGACAGAAGAAGGGCAAAGAAACGUGGAAACCUUCACUCUGACACUGACACUCACACAGCAGGGAUGGUAGCAGAGGAGAUCGUGGUUUCCCUCUCAGGUGGAGCUCCGUGGGGCUUCAGACUGCAGGGAGGAGCAGAACAGCAGAAACCUCUACAGGUGGCCAAGGUACGCAGGCGCAGCAAAGCUUGCAGAGCCGGACUGAAGGAGCAUGAUGAGCUGGUGGCCAUUGGUGAGCAGAUGUGUGCUGACCUCAGUCAUGCUCAGGCCAUGAACCUCAUUGAAACACAGAGCGCCACUCUCAACCUGAGGAUCAAAAGGGCUCCUUCUGGUUUCCACUCUGCGUCUUCCCGCUCCUCCACCAGGGUCCUGUCUCCCACCGCCAACCGUUCCUCCAUCCUCUCCCCCACAGGCCUACCCAGCGGCAUCACCUCCCCUCCUGACAGCGAGGCUUACUAUGGAGAGACAGACAGUGACGCAGACACGCAGUCACACACGCACCGCCGCCAACGUCGCACGCCUCCUCACGCGCGCUCACCUGCACGCUACGACAACCAGGAGGAGGAGGAGACGUCAGAGAUGAGCGGGUAUGAAAGUGCCACAGAUGGGGGGGUUUCCCUGCAGGGGCAGUGGGAUGGACAGUCUCUUCUGGGCGUCCCUCGUAGAGAGCUCAUCCUCCAGCCUGGACAAAGUGACUGGACCACUCCAGCACACACUCCACACACGCUGACCCCUCACUCGAUCACACCCACCCCUGAUCAGGGGUUAGCUGAGGGGGAGGGAGAGGGGGAUAGCGGCUUUCAGGAGGCGGGGGGCGUCAUCGGGCUGACCUGCCCGCCGCUUGUGUCUCCUGAGCGGGCCAUGGAGGCUUUGAUGUUGGGGUCCAGUAAACAACUGGUGCCGAUGGUGGGACCACAGAUGAGCCCACUCAGUGAUGAGCUCUCAACCACAUACAUGGAUAAAGCACGGCAAGCCAAGUUGCAGCGUGGGGAGAGUCUGGUGGAGAAACAGGUGAAAGAAGCCCGUACUAAAUGUCGCUCCAUUGCCUCUUUGCUGACUGAUGCUCCAAACCCCAACUCAAAAGGGGUGCUUAUGUUCAAGAAACGCCGGCAGAGGGCGAAGAAGUACACGCUGACCUGCUUUGGCAAAGCUGAGGGAGACAGAGGAGGGGAUACAGAAGGAGAGACAGGAGGGGAGACAGAGGAGGAAGGAGGAAGUUCAAUUCUAAGUGGCUCAGAAGUUGAUGAAGAGGGAUUCUCAGCAUCGUUUGACCCUACGUGGGAUACAGGUUAUCUAGACCUGCUGGACAGGAGAAGCUCUGCUUGUCCGUCAACCACACCAACCACUCCAACAACGCCGACAAUCAAUCAAAACUUGGGGCUAGACAUCUCAAACUAUCAGAUUCCAGGACUUGCGAACCCCGUCAUUCAAAGUCCAGGGUUGGAGAGCCCAUCCUACCAGGGCUCACCACUGGAUAGCGGCAUCAAAAAGCAUCCAAUCAGUGGCAAUUCUCCAACAAUGUCUCCUCCAGCUGUUGCACUGACCAAUGGGGGGUCAGUAGCUGUUAGUCGGGCUAGUGUAGUUCUGAGCCCUCCCACUCAGACACAACUUCCUACUAAUAACGGGCAACAAAUGAACCCAAAUCCCACCCCUACGCUUAGUCCUAACCCAAUCACUGACUCAGAACCUAACCUGAACACCAACUUCAGCCCUGCACCUGGUGUUCUGAACCGUACUGCACGCCCUUUCACCCCAGGUCCUACCCCUUCUCGUCCAACUGUAACCUCUGUGAUGUUUCGCCCUCCCCAGCCUAAACCAACAGCUUUGACGAUGGCAGCCAAACCUGUGGCUGCUGUCUCCAUGAUGACUAUCCAGCCAUCUCGCCUUCCAUCAGGGCCGGAUCCAAGAAGAGCGGUGUCUAGCACCUCUCUGUAUAUCCCCCCAAGAAACGCCAAUGGCAGCUCUCCCCCUUCUGGGAAUUCUCCACCCUCCUCUUUGUCUUCCACACAAUUCUCCCAGCCCACAUCAAAUCCACCAUUUUCCCCUCAGCCUGCAGUGUUUGCUUCCCAGUCAACCCCAUUCUCUCCAUCAGUAGCUCAAAGCCCCUUGGUAUACCCGGCACCAGCUCAACCCUUCUCUCCACAAUCUCCUUUGUCAUCUCUUUCUUAUCCACCUCCUCCCACUGGUAUUGCAUGCUCUCCACUUGUCCCACCACAACCCCUUGAUGUGGCACAUACCUCAGUUCAUACCCAGCCAAACCCUCCCCUCCCUCCACUCCCCCAACCGUCUCCAUCUGCCCACUCCUUCAUCAACACAACUGCUGCAAUGACUCCAGGUCCCAAUGCUGCCAUGGAAAUUGCACCGCCUGCACAAACUCCAGUUGGUGAUUCAUUUGGGACACGAGAGCAGCGAAUCUCUGUCCCAGCAGCUCGCACUGGCAUCCUGCAGGAAGCCCGUCGUAGAAGCAGCAAGAAGCCAAUGUUCUGCUCAGUCCAGAACAAAGAUGUGGAUCCAAACCCGGACCUGAUGUCAAUGGUACAAAAUAUGGAUGACCGUUUUGCUAGAACCCCAGGUGAAGAUCGUGGAGCUACUGCUGUUGCAGAGACUGGACAUGAAUCAGGGCCAGAGGAGGAUUGGCUCAGGCUUGGAGCAGAGGCCUGCAACUUUUUGCAAACUCAGAAGGGACCAAGACCACCUCCUGUAGCUCCUAAACCACAACCCCCCCAGGUUCCACAGCUAGGAGGGAAAGGAGGUCAACUGUUUGCUCGCAGGCAGAACAGGAUGGAUCGGUAUGUCGUGGAAAGAGCUCCCUCUGUUGCUGCCGCACCUUACUCCCCUGCCCAGAAUAGGGAGCCCUCACCCACACCUUCUCUCCCUGCAACCUGGAAAUACUCAUCCAACAUCCGUGCUCCUCCUCCAAUCAGCUACAACCCUCUACUCUCUCCCUCCUGCCCUCUUAAAGCCCAAAAGAAGGCAGAUGUGGCAAAGUCUGGAACAGCUGGAUCCAAAGGGAAGAAAGCUGCAGGAAAAUCUGUGGACAUCAUGAACCACCAACCUUACCAGCUCAGCUCUUCUCUGUUCAGCUAUGGAGGCGGGGUUCCCUCAAAUACUCCCACCUAUCAGAAGCAGCAAGGAGGUACCAGUGGUCCACAGAAAACGGCGAGAGUGUAUGAGGUAAAGCGAUUCUCCACGCCUCCACCGACGUCCACAGGGCCAGCCCUCAAAGUCAUUGCACCGCGAUCUGCUACCACUCUUGGGGAUCCGCUGUGGUGCUCUGAUGUCACAUCUCCUCCACCCACAGCUGGUCAGGCCCCCUACCAACCAUACCAACCUGAACCCCAACAUUACCAGCCUCAACCUCAAGCUUACCAACCUCAGUGGGCCACCUCCCCCAUGUCUCCUCCACCUCCCCCUGCCCCUACAGCUCCACUCCCACAGCUUCCCACCUUCUCCACAGUUCCUGCCCAGAAUAUUGUCCAAUCUCCUACUUUCUACCAUGCUCAGUCCUCCAACACUGCACAGGCCAACAGGCAGUUUAAGAGUACCCCAGAUCUUAGUCCCCUGAGCCCCACCGAAGGUUCUCGGCCAGCAUCUAGCUGCACUCAACUGACCCGGGUCCCCAGGCCCAGAUUCAGCACUUCCAACCUGGGUCUGCAGCCUUGUGUCUGGCGCCCUGGAUCCACUGCACACUGAACUCUGGUCUGGACAUUUUAAGCUAUGGAUCUGUGGGAACAUAGAAUGUGUUUUAGCAGUGUUUUAUUGUUAAUCAGAGCUGUAGCUAUGUUUUUGUCAGCCUUAUCACAUUUUCUUUUGACCUGUAUGAAUUAUCUCUAUUUUAUGGCACAUUUAACACUUGCAUAUGUUCUAGUUUCUUGCGCAUUUUAUAAUAGAUUAAGGGAACACUGUUUUGCAGAGGGAAUGUAGCAAGGUAACCUGAAAAAGAUGGCUGAGGGGAACUGAUAUAAAGUGUAGCGAAUAUUGAACUGACUGAUGAAGAACAUAGAAAAGAAGAAUUGAGGAUGUGAAGACAAGACUGUUGAGACAGAGAAGUGGUCACCAAUGAAGAGUAAAGCACUGAUGAAGUGAAAUUACAUACACAAAGGUUUAUGAGCUGUUGAAAUGCAGAUUUGUGUUGUAGCUUUACAAUAUGUGAACAUCUUACAGUACCUGUUAAUGUAGUUCUACUACUGCUAACUUUCACAAUAUUCACUCUGCUGCCAUUUUUAUGUUGUCAAGUUUGUGGUGGGAAGCUGUAUUCCACAUUGAAUCAUAGUAACAGAGAAAAACUGACAAUCAUUAUAAUGCUCUAUAAACUGAUAAGUAGAAGCCCCAGUAGAAGUCACAACUGUAAUACUCCAUGACAAAACAAUGCGUUAUAUUUUGUCUAGGAAAUGGCUAAUUUCGACAUGAAAAUCAUAAACACAGAUGAUCUAACAAUAGGUAUUAUUUUACUACCUCCUAGUUGAUCAGGGUUUAAAAAGACAACAGAGAGUAAAACCCAGAGCAAAAAUUGUAUCCUAAGAAAAAUUAAAUUUAAUGUCUACACAUAGGAAAUAGUGCACACAAGCUUUCUUGUACUACCGAAGCAAUAUUAGCUUUUGUUAGCAACUUACCGUUAGGCCUUUCUUAUUAUACCAUAAAGCAGUUGCUUGUGUUUGCAUCCAGCCAGUUCUAAAUUAUCAAUAAUUUCAGCUAGGAAUAGCUAAUUUCAGAGAAUAUAGCAAUCAAAAAUCAAUAUUUUACUUCAUUUUAUCUACCUUUACAUAACAUCAUUAUAUCUUUCUAUUGCUAUCUACCAAACAUCAAAUGGUUAUAUUAGUGUCACUCUAGCUUUCUCUUACACAACUAGCAAGGAAGUAGCUAAUACUGAGUUCUAUUUACCUCAGGAAUGGGAAUGUGUCCCAUUUAUUAUGAGCUCAUAAUUCAGGGUACUGAAGUUGCUCAAACUUUCUGAGUCGGUAUUACGAUUUCAGAGCGCAUUUUUGAUGAUAUCAACUCGAAAUUUAUGAGUUCCAAAAUUAAAUGAAACGCACCAUAAAUGCUCACAUUAGCUGCUGUCAGUUGAUGUAGCAAAUGCUGUACUGUUGCUAGCGCGCUAGCUAGGGUAAGCAUCCUCUCGAUAGCUAAAGUGCUUUUAACAACAGCAGCACAUUUCAAACAAGGUUAAGGUAUUUAAGGCAGAAUUGUUUUCUUUUAUUGAAGUGAAAAAUGCAAACAAAGUUCAAGUGAUAAACACUUUUCCAAAUGACAAAACAAAUUUACAUUUUUCAAAACAAAUAAACAAAGUUGAAUACAAAAAUUGCACAUUCUGAAACACUUUAACCAAACUAGAAAAAAAAAAUUGUACAAGUUGCAAGUUUCUAAAAGUCUGAAACACUUCUGACAAAAACACUUUUACAAAUCAUAAUAAUAAUUUCAAAUGGAAACAUUCAAUUUCAAAUGUACAUAUAAUUUAUGUAUUUUACAUGAGCUAAGACAAAUUUACAAGUUAUAGAACACUUUUACAACUUCUAAAACAAUUUUAAAAACACGGUAGCUUACAGAAGGGGAUUGUACCAAAUACCAUAAGUGACCCAAGUUUGAAGCUAUGUAAAAGUAUUUUAGACUUUAGAAUUUUAGUAAUUUUGAAUUGAACUAGUUAGAAAAAGAAACUUGAAAAAUAAAACGGGGGCUAAAAAUGGCAGUGUGUGAUUUGGAACAAUGCUAUAUUUAGGUGUACAGUUAUACAUUAUACCAUCAGAAGUACACAACUUGAGACAUGCUGCUGUUUGAGUUAGCAUUUUGCUACUUCCUGUCACUUUCACUAGCUAGUAAGUUGCUCAAUGCUUAUGUUAGCUCCUGUAAGACACAUUUUAAUGUAAACUGAGCUGAUUUUAUCCUUGAUCUUCUGUUAACUGUUAACUUUAAUUCAAACUGUCCAUAUAUUUUGAAUUUCUUUGGUUUCUGAAACAUUACAGCAACAGCCUACACAAGCUUUGCCUGAGUGUGACACUAUGGGAAAAUGACCACAGGAGAAAGAGGUCAGUUUCCCCCUCAUUUUAUAUAAAUUAAAAGUAUCUGAGUUUGAUAUUUCAAGGUGUGUUUUUUAGUAUGCAUAUGCAGCAGAGUGGGAUUUAUUUUCUGUAGUCUUUUAUUGAAGAAGAACCUUUUUUUCUGUAGCGUUAAUUCUGAUUUGUUGACAUGACACAGGAGAGCUAUAACAUGUCUGUUUAGCUGUGAUUCUUUUCCACAGAGACUGAAUAAAA
Molecule: messenger RNA, 6393 nt
Organism: Cheilinus undulatus (humphead wrasse)
Lineage: Eukaryota; Metazoa; Chordata; Actinopteri; Labriformes; Labridae
Product: synaptopodin 2-like protein
Exons: 5
Coding region: 215-3841 (1208 amino acids)
Biological process (GO): positive regulation of actin filament bundle assembly
Cellular component (GO): actin cytoskeleton; nucleus; Z disc
Molecular function (GO): actin binding
Source: RefSeq, a predicted model, not a curated record